UACAACUUAAGGUCCUGCAGAACCAUACACAAACGUGUCAAUAUAAAGCAAACCCGUUUCGUGCUUGCUUGUUGGAAAUUACCGUGUCCAUUCGUUGAACUUGGUGGACUAUCAUUUCAUUAUUGGUGUACAUGCAUAUGGUAAUAGUGUGGUGGUAAUUAAAAGCACCUGUAUUUAGAACAAAACAGCAACUCCCACACCAAUGAAAUCGUGAACGUGUAAAGCCUGGUAUAAGGCGCCGAUAGUGUGUUUGUUGAAGAGAAACAUAAUCACCGACAUUUUACCAAAACUACUGACACUUCGCACUUAACAUGCGCGUGACCACACUAAGAAGACUAGUCCCACGGGGCGUCGCUCUGAUCACUAUGAUUAUCGUCUUGGUUGUGAUUGAUCUGUAUACGCUCCGCCUCAACAGUAUGGAUAACACCGCACACGGUCCUCCACUCAUCCAGCGUGAUGUUGUCACACCGACGUCAAAGGCGGAAGAGAUGCGUCAGAGAACGGAACAUCUACGAAGCGCAUGCGUAAUGUAUCCAAAACGACGAAUCGUCAAAGCGGUGCUAAGCAGCAAGCCGCUGUUUUAUUUAUCGGAUCGGCACAAACUGAGCUACUGUCGCGUGGCAAAAGUUGGGAGCACGUUUUGGACGCAAGUCUUCCUGUCGCUGCACGGCGUCAACCGGCGCCAGGGAAAACAGGACGCUGACGACACGGUAUUUGACCUUCCACGUGACGCCGCGCACGGGAAAAUGAAACAACACGGUAACAUAACCACGAAGUCGGUUGAGCGCCUAAAUGGUACUACUUCCUUUCUCGUGGCUCGGAGUCCGUAUUCUAGAUUGUUUUCGUCCUAUAUUGAUCAAAUUUAUUUGCCAAAUAAAUGGAAUAUAGCUAGAUCUAUGGGAAUAAAAGGCGAUAAGUGUGGAAACAAUGUAACUUUUGGACAGUUUCUUAGGUCUAUCUCAAGUAAGAUUUUGGAUAGAAAGUUAACGGAUUUACACUGGGCUCCCAUAUACAGUAUAUGUAUGCCUUGUGACUAUAAAAUAGACAUGGUUGCUAAGCAAGAAACAUUUAAUGACGACGUGGAAUAUAUUCUAGAUAAAGCAAACGUUGAACAACAUAUAAGGGAUGAAGUGAAUAAAGCCAUUAAUGAACAAAACCUCAUAGAACACUCGUUACAAACCCUCGUAGGUACGUAUGUCACAAAAGGCCACCAUAGGCCAAUAAUACCGAAAGGAUGUGUUUCUGAAAAAGAGCUUGCAAGAAGAAUAUGGCACGCAUUCCAAAUUCAAGGUUACAUACACAAUGACGUCGAGUUUCCGGAACGAGAGUUCAAUGACGUCACGGAGGAGGAAACAGAAGCACGCCUGCAGAAGGCGGUCAACGAGGCUGUGGAGCGCCGGAAGUUGAGUGGUGGCGAGCGCGCGGCUCAGAGGCACGCCUGGAUGGUGAAAUUUUGGAAGGGAGUCAGUUCGGAGGUUUUAAAGAUGUCACAUGACGCGUAUUAUGAGGACUUUUUCAUGUUUGGUUAUGACAUUGAUCCUAGCAUAAUGUGA
Mya arenaria is the source of this 1553-nucleotide messenger RNA. Its product is annotated as carbohydrate sulfotransferase 12-like. Gene Ontology annotation, biological process: carbohydrate biosynthetic process. The record is from RefSeq and is a predicted model, not a curated record. The coding region runs from base 312 to 1553 and encodes 413 amino acids. Gene Ontology annotation, cellular component: membrane. Gene Ontology annotation, molecular function: sulfotransferase activity. The transcript is spliced from 2 exons. NCBI's taxonomy places the organism in Eukaryota, Metazoa, Mollusca, Bivalvia, Myida, Myidae.